AUGGCCUUCUUGGAAUCUGUGAGGAACAGACGGCACUGUCUGCAGCCUAAGAAACUACUUGCAGAAAUGCCUCCACUAGAGACCUUUAAGUCAAAGGCUUUCCCAAAAGCUGCCAACAAGGCCUUGGGGACUAUCAACCAAGCUACAGAAAAGGAGGUGAAGACCAACGUGCCCCUCAAACCAAAACAGGCGAGCGUCGCCAAAAAGAUGACCGAGAAGAAGGUUAAAGCGAAAACCUCUGUGCCUGCUCCAGAUGACACCUAUCCCGAAAUAGAAAAAUUCUUUCCCUUCAAUCCUAGAGAUUUCCAGAGUUUCGACCUGUCUGAAGAGUACCAGGUCGCACCCCUGACCUUGAAGGUCAUGUCUCUCAUGAUCCUCGAUAAGCAGCGAGAGUUUGAUAGGCUGUUGGAGCUGGGCCCCUCUUUGCCUGUGAAGAUGCCUUCUCCAUCGUGGGAAUCUGGUCUGCCGUCUCCUGCAAGCAUCCUGUGGACCCUGGAUGUUGAACUGCCACCUGUGUGUUAUGACAGGGAAAUUUGAAUUUCUUACUGCUUUGUGAAUCGUGUGUAUUUGUGUUAAUAAAGCCUUUCUUUAAUGGAAAAAAAAAAAA
Molecule: messenger RNA, 607 nt
Organism: Ochotona curzoniae (black-lipped pika)
Lineage: Eukaryota; Metazoa; Chordata; Mammalia; Lagomorpha; Ochotonidae
Product: securin-like
Exons: 2
Coding region: 1-537 (178 amino acids)
Biological process (GO): chromosome organization
Cellular component (GO): cytoplasm; nucleus
Source: RefSeq, a predicted model, not a curated record